Molecule: messenger RNA, 888 nt
Organism: Ruditapes philippinarum (Manila clam)
Lineage: Eukaryota; Metazoa; Mollusca; Bivalvia; Venerida; Veneridae
Exons: 2
Coding region: 1-888 (295 amino acids)
Source: RefSeq, a predicted model, not a curated record
AUGGCGACCUCCACGAAACAUGAUUUCAUGGCAGAAGAAAAAUCGAUGGAUCCCACUACUCUCUAUAGAAGGAAUAUGAAAAUAAGCAACAAGAAAAAAUAUAAUCAAUAUUUAGAAAAACAAAGAGAUAGAAGUAAAGUCUACAGACAAAACAUUAAAAAUGAUACACAGAAAAUGGUACAAUUAAGAGAAAAGGCAAAGAUCAGGCAACAGAAGUUUCGAAAAAGACAGAGAGAAGCAGCGAAGACCCAGGUUCAAACAACUACAUGUACAUCAGUUCUAAAAGAGUCUAAACCAAGAACAAGAGCAGAGUUAGGAAGUCUGAGAGAAAAACGGCGAGAAUCAAAAAAAAAGUACAGAAAAAACAUGUCGUCCCAUAAAAAGGCCUGGGUAAGGAAGAAAGAUAAAGAACGUAAGCAGAACAAAGUACUGUCAAACGGGUCAGAGAUAACACCACAGCCUGAAGGAGGGUUCAGAUCAAAGAAGACAUUGUAUAAUGUCACUUGGAAAGCCAGAAAGGUACUACCAUCAAACCCACAGAAGUAUGCUUGUGUGGUGAAGAACCUUGUACAAAAUACAACACCCAAAAAACGACAAGCUGUUGAAGACUUGAUGAAAAUCAGCCCAAAAGUUCAGAAAUGUGACAUAGAUUUGAUGGAAAUCAGCCAAUGUGAAGAAUCUAAAGAACUUCAAGAAAAUAUGAAAGGUACCCAUGUACAACAUCAACCAGUUGCUAGUUCUUCGCAACAGGAGAGCCCGGUUGUAAAUGAAUCUCAGAAAGAAGAGAGCAAAACUAAGGGAGUAAAAAGUAUACACUCUCAUGGCGUAACAUAUCCUAAAUGGAAUAGAGUUUCACCAAGGACGGAAAGCUUAGCCAGAAACUUCUAA